Messenger RNA from Aphis gossypii (cotton aphid), 3577 nucleotides. RefSeq names its product exocyst complex component 1 (gene Sec3). Bases 189 to 2780 code for a protein of 863 amino acids. Gene Ontology annotation, biological process: exocytosis; Golgi to plasma membrane transport. The record is from RefSeq and is a predicted model, not a curated record. Gene Ontology annotation, molecular function: phosphatidylinositol-4,5-bisphosphate binding. Gene Ontology annotation, cellular component: exocyst; plasma membrane. The transcript is spliced from 15 exons. Lineage: Eukaryota; Metazoa; Arthropoda; Insecta; Hemiptera; Aphididae.
UAUAGUUUAAUCAAAUUUAAAUAUUAAUUUAGGUUUAAUAUUAAUUACUACAUUGAAAAAUAAUAAUAUAUUUUUAUUUUGCUAUAAUAAAUAAAAACUAAUAAGUUGUGCUUAGUUGUGGACAAAAUAUGAAUUUAAAAACACUUCUAUAGUUUUUAUAUUAUACACAUUAAGUGUUAAAUAAUAUAAUGGCUACUGCUCGACAAAUAUUACAACAAGAAAUAUUCGAUCAAUGUGAUCAAAAACUUUUGGCAUUUGUUGGUGUUAGUAAUGAUUCAAAAAAAAAGAAAUUUGGAUACUUGUGUCUAUCAGACACCAAGGAACCACCUUCAAAUAUAUAUAUUCAUCAGAUAAAAUUUGAUAAUAAAGUUGUGAAAAAAAAAAGAAUAUGGUCAUUGAAUGAAUUAAUUACUGUUGAUGGCAAGACUUCAUCUCAGGAUUGUUUAGAAAUAGAACUGACAUUGGAUAAACCAUAUAAAUGGGUAGCAACUAAUAAUCAAGAGCGUAAAAUAUUUUUGAUUUCUUUGUGGAAGCAAUGUGCAAGCUAUGUAUUUGACAAAAAACCUGAAUUCAAAAAUUUGCCUCUUGACUGGACAUCUGGUGAUUUAGUUGUUCUACCAGCUGAUCGUAAAUCAAAACUUUCUUUAGCUGUAUCACCUAUUAUAAGCGCAGAAGAUUUUCAACCUUUAUCAGAAAAAGAAGAACAAGAUUUAGAAUUAUUAAUGAAAGAAUGUGGAUUUGCUGCCAAGGAUGCUAAAGCAUUUACAGAUAUGUUGGCCACUCAAUUAAUGGCUCUAGAUGGUGAAAAUGUACAAAGUGUUCUUGCCUCAGAACCACAAGUUACAAAAUUAAUGGAUCAAUUAGAAACUGCUAUUCAAGAAAUUGAGAAGGUAGAAUCAGCUUUAGACAUGUAUGAUGAAACCUUAAGACAUGUGCGUGAUACUAUUGAUAAGAUGGAUCAGAAAAAUGCUAAUAUCCAAACAGCUAAUAAAAAUAAUGAAAAAUUACUUAAUGAACUACAAAAAGUAAUUCAUCAAUUAGAGCUGUCUCCAAAGCAUCAAUUAGCAUUAACAGAUGCUGAUUUAACUACAUCAACUGGAUUACGAGAUGCUAUUGAGGCUGCAAAAGAAUUACAAGCAGUUAUGAAUGCACAAAUUCAUCCAGCAUUAGUUCGGUUAAAAGCAAUACAAGAACAAAGAAGACGAUUUGAAAAAUGGAAAGCAAAAUUUUCUCAGAUUCUCUCUAGACAUCUUAAUAAUUUGUUUAUUCAUAUGGGAAAUGAUAUUGGAGAAACAAAAAGAAAUUCAAACAAUGAAUUAACCAUCAUGAAACAUACUUCAUUGCAUCGAGAACUUGCCGCUUAUACAGAACUCAUGCAUUGGUGUAAAGCAAUGGAUCGAAAAUCAUUUAUGGCGCUUAAUAAAGUUUAUACAUCAUCUUUAUCUAAACUUUAUGAAAGAGAUAUAAAAUUAUUUUUAGAAGAUGCAAAAUUACGUAUAAAUGCUGGUCAUUUAUCUAAUUCUAAAGAAGAUAUUAGGAAGUCAACUGGUCCACCAUCAGAUUGGUUAUUAGGUGUAGAUAAAGAAUUUUGGGCUCAAGAAAGUGAUACACAAGAACGACAAAGAUUCGACCAAGUUUUGGAAGCAGUUCUCUCUGAACUUGAACCAAUUUGUUUAUCUGAACAAAAUUUUUGUGUUUCAUUUUUUCAAUUGGAUAUACUCAGCCCUACCACCAAAAAUACUCAAACAACCUUGGAUGGAGUAGAUGUAAAAUCAAACCAAGAAAUAUUACCAUCUUUACCAAAAACUAAAAUUGAAAAAAAAAUAAAUGAAGAAGUUAGAAAAAUGAUGGGUGAAAUUUUUGCUUGUAUAGAACCUGAGUUAAUUGGAUUCAUACAAUAUCACGAAAGAAUGGAUAGCACUUAUUCAAUGGCUGUUUUAGUAAGAUUAGGUCGUCAUGUUAUGUCUGCUAAUGAUACUGGUUCCUUUUUAAGUAUGACCUAUGGAUCUGCAUUAGUUCAUGUAAAAAGAAAUUAUGAUAAACUCAUGCAUGCACACUUAAAAUCAAUUCAAGACGUAAGAAUUAUUAAAAAGUCUAAAUGUGGUAUACUUCCCUUUGUUGCUAACUUUGAGUAUUUUGCUAAAACAGCCGAACAAAUAUUUAAAGAAACUGAACGUCGAACUGAUUUAGAUAAAUGGUAUGUUAAACUCUUAAAUAUGAUGUUUGAAACUAUUCAUUCAAUUGCCAGUGAACAUCCUAAGACUCCUGCUGAAGUUAUUAGAAUGGAGAAUUUUCAUCAUUUGUAUGCAUUGCUGUCUCAAUUAAAAAUUGGUAUAUUAGAUCAAUUCAGAAAAGAUGCAAAACAAAAGUAUAGUGAAGCAUUAAGUGCUUACGUAACACGUUACUUUGGUAGACCUCUCGAAAAACUGAAUUUAUUCUUUGAAGGCGUGGAAGCUAAGGUAGCACAAGGUAUUAAAGAAUCAGAAGUUGGUUAUCAAGUGGCUUUCAGUAAACAAGAAUUAAGGAAAGUAACUAAGGAGUAUUAUGGACGAGAAGUGAAAAAAGGCUUAGAUCAUUUGUAUAAAAAAGUAGAAAAACACCUUUGUGAAGAAGAAAAUUUACUACAAGUGGUUUGGAGAGCUAUGCAAGAAGAAUUCAUUCAACAAUAUAAAUAUAUUGAAGACUUAAUUCAAAGGUGCUAUCCUGGUUCCAUGAUUUCAUUGGAAUUUUCUAUUGAAGAUCUAUUACAGUAUUUUUCUGAAAUUGCUAGAUCCCAUUAGAAUAUAAUCAAACAUAAUAAUAUACUUUAACAUGUAUAAAUUGGUAAUCCAUUGUAUUAUUAUCUUAUAAACUUAAAUUUUACCAUAUUUAUAUUUUUAUUUUAUAAAUAAUUAAUUAAAUAAUUAUGAUUUGAAUUUUUAGAUGACAUUUAAAUAUUGUUAUGUUAUGUUUAGAAGCCUUGUUUUUUUAUAUACAAUUCAAAAUGUAACUUAUAAUUUAAAAAUUAUUUGUUUAUAAUUAUUAAAAACUAUAUAUUUAUUAUUCAUAUUUUAUUUGUAGCAAAAACAAUAUUACUGGUUGUAAGUAUGGCAUAUGAUACAAACGUAGGCAUGCACAGCAUUUUUUAUCUGACGCAAGCACGCAGCACAUAAAUAUUAACCUUCCCGACAGACUGAACAAUAAGCAGCCAACGUAUUUUCCUCAUAUCGUAUGGCAUAGACAAAACUCGUAAAAGGUGUAGAAGGUAAAAAUUAUGUACUCCUAACUCAUAUAUCAUUCUAUAAUUUAUUAUAAAAAUAAAAUGUCGUUAGGAUUAGCACAUAGACAUAGGUAUGAACAAUUCCGUUAUUUGGGCCCCUAAUGGAUUAUGUUUAAAUUGUUGUCCCUGUGUGUAUGUGCCCGUCGAAGUCGUCGAACACGUGAGGAUGGUAAACGCAAAUGGACAUUUUGUACCUACUUUGUUGUAUGACGUAUAUGUACUAUUUAUUGUUUGAUUUACAUACUGUGACAUUUUGUAGGGUAAUAAAUAGGUAAAUUGGUAAGUUUUACAAACCAAAAAAAAAAAAAAAAAAUGAAA